This is a messenger RNA of Dioscorea cayenensis subsp. rotundata (Guinea yam), 2228 nucleotides long. Its product is annotated as serine/threonine-protein kinase D6PKL2-like. The record is from RefSeq and is a predicted model, not a curated record. The coding region runs from base 489 to 2078 and encodes 529 amino acids. Gene Ontology annotation, cellular component: nucleus; plasma membrane; cytoplasm. The transcript has 3 exons. Gene Ontology annotation, biological process: protein phosphorylation. Gene Ontology annotation, molecular function: protein serine/threonine kinase activity; ATP binding. NCBI's taxonomy places the organism in Eukaryota, Viridiplantae, Streptophyta, Magnoliopsida, Dioscoreales, Dioscoreaceae.
GCUUCUUUUUCUGCAUCUCUUCCUCUUUCUUAUCUAUUUCAUGCACUUUCUUGUAUAUUUACUGUUAUUUAUUUAGUUAUAAACUUUUCUUGGAUCUAUGGUGGGGUUCUCAUGGUUGUGGUUGGGAGAUCUAAUGGGAGCAAGCAUUCAAUCAUGGUGUUUUGGAAGUCUUUCAAUGUGUUCUCUUUCUGUUUGUUGGUGCAAAAGUUUUCCCCUUUUUUUUUUAUUGCAAAGGUUGGAUUUUUAUUACUGUUUCUUGCUGAAAGAUAGGAAGUUCAUGUGGUUGGUGUCAUAUCCCAUCUUUGAUUUAUUAGUUGCUCUCUGGAAUUUUUCUUUGUUGGCAUUUGGUUCUCUUGGACGCAAUAUCUUUCAUUGAAGCUGGUUUUCUUCCAAUAAAGGUCUUGCCAUUCUCCGCAGGUUUUGGGAGUGUUGCUUCUUAAUUUGUUUGUGGAAAAGAAAAUGUGGGGCAAGUGACAUGCAUUGGAACAAUGGCUUUCAAGCAACAUCAAUCAAAGCCGAAGCCGAACAAAUUAGAUCCUAUGACACUGAGAACAUUGCCCAAGCUUUCACAGCAAGGAGAUUCUUCGCAAUUGGAUCAAGAGAAGAAGAAUUCAGAUCAGAGCUGUGCCAAGGAUAGUUUGGGUUCGUCUAAGCUCAUUGAUGAUAAUGACAUGGUGACAGAGAUGAAUGAUUGUGCUAAGAUUAACGGGCAAGCGGACUUUGUCGAGAGUGGUAAGAGUAGUAUGUGCAGGGCAAGCGCAAGCAGCGAUGUUAGUGAUGUGAGUACUUGUAGCAGUGUUAGUAACAAUUUGAGCAAGCCUCAUAAGGCAAAUGAUAUAAGAUGGGAGGCAAUUCAACGGUUCAGGGCCAGGGAUGGGGUGCCGAGUUUGAGCCAUUUUAGGCUUCUCAAGAAGUUAGGUAGUGGUGAUAUUGGCAGUGUGUAUUUAUCUGAAUUGAGUGGGACUAGAUGUUAUUUUGCUAUGAAGGUUAUGGACAAGAAUUCCCUAGCAAGUCGAAAAAAACUGGUUAGAGCUCAGACUGAAAGAGAGAUAUUGGAAUGCCUUGAUCAUCCAUUCCUUCCAACAUUGUAUACUCACUUUGAAACCGAUAAGUUUUUGUGCUUGGUGAUGGAGUAUUGCCCCGGAGGAGAUCUGCACACACUUCGACAGAGACAACCGGGGAAACAUUUUUCAGAACAAUCUGUGAGGUUCUAUGUAGCUGAAGUUCUACUGGCAUUGGAGUACUUGCACAUGCUCGGCAUAAUCUAUCGCGAUCUCAAGCCAGAAAAUGUCCUUGUCAGAGAAGACGGUCAUAUCAUGCUCUCCGACUUCGAUCUCUCCCUUCGCUGUUCAGUUAAUCCCACACUCAUAAAAUCCACAAACUCCGACUCUGAUCCUAACCGGAAGAACAACCCCGUCUACUUUGUCCAACCUGCCUGCAUUGAGCCAUCAUGCAUCCAGCCAUCCUGCGUUGUACCUACAACAUGUUUCUCGCCGCGCAUUUUCCUGUCCAAAUCAAAAAAGCAAAGGAAACCAAAACCCGAAGUCGGCAACCAAGUAAUGCCGCUGCCAGAACUCAUUGCAGAACCUACAGAUGCUCGGUCCAUGUCAUUUGUCGGCACUCACGAGUACUUAGCUCCCGAAAUCAUUAAAGGUGAGGGCCACGGUAGCGCUGUUGAUUGGUGGACUUUCGGUAUAUUCUUAUACGAACUUCUAUUCGGAAGAACUCCUUUUAGAGGUUCAGGUAACAGAGUGACACUCUUCAAUGUCGUCGGCCAGCCAUUACGUUUCCCUGAGUCUCCGACUGUGAGCUUUGCCGCGAAAGACCUCAUCAGAGGAUUACUAGUGAAGGAGCCUCAAAGCCGACUUGCUUAUAAGCGCGGCGCAACUGAAAUAAAACAGCAUGUCUUUUUUGAAGGUGUGAAUUGGGCAUUGAUUCGAUGCGCUAGUCCGCCGGAGAUUCCAAGACUUGUCGAUAUCGAAAAAUGUCAGGCCUCAGCUGCAUCAAGCAGUGGCAAGACUCAAUCUACCAAUGAUCAGAAAUGUGCAGAUAAUUAUCUAGAGUUUGGUUUCUUUUAGGCCUUGCUGUUCUUUUUCUGAGCAAAGUUCUAGUUUUUACUGUCAAAAUCUGGUUGAUGAAUCAAGCAGUAAAUAAUCUGAAUUGUGCAGAUGAUCAUCAGAAUUUCAGUUUCUUUUGGUUGUUCUUCUGAACACUGUUCAAGUUUUUAA